Messenger RNA from Penicillium odoratum, 1116 nucleotides. Its product is annotated as GATA transcription factor LreB. Gene Ontology annotation, molecular function: zinc ion binding; sequence-specific DNA binding. The coding region runs from base 1 to 1116 and encodes 371 amino acids. Lineage: Eukaryota; Fungi; Ascomycota; Eurotiomycetes; Eurotiales; Aspergillaceae. The transcript is spliced from 2 exons. Gene Ontology annotation, biological process: regulation of DNA-templated transcription. The record is from RefSeq and is a predicted model, not a curated record.
AUGGCCCUAAGCCAGCAACAGCAGCAAGACAGCCUGCAGCCACCCGCGGUGCAGCGGCCAUCCGUCUCCAACGAAGGGAGCCAAGGAUAUACGCGCGAUGGAUCCUACGCAAAUUUUGGGUUGCAGGCGUCGCAGCAGGACCCCGGCUGGAUAGAGCGGGUUUUAGAGGAAAUGAAAGACAUGCUUCUACUUCUCAACGCCCAGGGUCGCAUCACCUAUGCGUCGCCCUCUGCGAAGAACAUCACAGGGCGCUCACCGAAACAACUCGAAGGGACUCCGAUUACAGAAUAUAUUCACGAAGGUGACCAUGCCAUCUUCCAUCGCGACAUGGAUGAUGCGGUCGCUAAGAAUCGUCCGUUCCGUACCCAUGUUCGAUUCCAGAAGACCAAUAGCGGUCAUUGCCUCAUCGAGAUCUACGGACACCCGCAUAUUGCCAAUGCAAAUGCGGCACAGGGCCGGAAUACAACUCCCCAGGAUCUAUGUACGGGCUUCUUCCUCAUGUGUCGGCCCAACCCCUCGAAAGCCUCACUGCUCCUCGAUUCUUUUCUCGAACACAAAAUUGAGAAUGCGCGACUUGUGCAACAAAUUGCCAAGCUGCAACAGGAGGAGGAGGAAGAAGCAAGCAUGAACCGAGCUUCAAACAGCAAGAUGGAGGACGACCAAGAGCCGAUGGAUCUUUCUAUUAUUCCAGGGAUCUUGAGCGACCAGGAAUCCAGCGAGACUGCUGCAGCGCAGUCAGAUGAAUCCGCUACCAGCGAAGGGGCAGAUUUUUACGAUCGGGAACCUCGACCAGAGGGCCUAUCGCAUAUCGAUGGCAUCGAGGUCAUCACAGGCCUCUUCUAUGGCGAUGGCGAGCGGUCGCAGGGUCUCAGUACUGGUUCGCGCCAGGGUCGACUAGUCCAAUGUGAUAUCGAUAUUACCACCGCUGCAGAUCAAGCACGGAAUGUGCAAGAGGGAGACAGACGUAAACGACUCAAGAGUCAGCAUGUUUGCAGUGAUUGUGGAACCGCCGACUCGCCCGAAUGGCGGAAAGGACCCGAAGGGCCUAAGACUUUAUGCAAUGCCUGUGGCUUGCGCUGGUCCAAGAAAGAGAAAAAGCGCCAGGGGUCUGCCUAG